Messenger RNA from Nezara viridula (southern green stink bug), 468 nucleotides. Lineage: Eukaryota; Metazoa; Arthropoda; Insecta; Hemiptera; Pentatomidae. The record is from the annotation of a GenBank genome assembly.
AUGAAGGCUUAUAUAUCUGUAUUAGCAGUCAUCUUCAUUGCAGCUACUAUCUUCAGCGAGAUUGCAACAAGUUGUCCUUGCCAGGAAGAAGAUGCUGCAUCAGAUAAAAAUCUAGCUAUUGCUCAAUGUUCAGAGCAACACAAAAUCAGCAAUGAAGCUUUUGAAAGGAUUGCAAACCAUGAGGACGUACCUAAUGAUCAUGAAGUUAAGUGUUGGCUCAGUUGUAUAAUGAAGAAAUUAGGAAUGAUGAAAGAAGGCCAAAUUGACUGGGAACAUUCCAAAACUCUGAUGAAGCAAGACCUUGCGUCUGAGAAAGAUAAAGCCAAAGUUGAUAAGAUUGCUGAAAUAUGCCUUGCUCAAGUUUCUGAAGAGAAAAUAGAUGAAUGUCAGCUUGCUUAUUCUGUAGCAGUAUGUAAAAUUAACAACUGGAACAAGCUUGGCCUUCCAAAAAGAAAAGUGGAACAAUAA